Messenger RNA from Medioppia subpectinata, 662 nucleotides. The record is from the annotation of a GenBank genome assembly. Lineage: Eukaryota; Metazoa; Arthropoda; Arachnida; Sarcoptiformes; Oppiidae.
AAUCGAGAGGUGAAGUGAAUGCAGAAAACAAAACACACAUUCAGUUUGUAGUGGAGUUGUAUUGAGUGAUCGGUUUGUUGUCUGAUUUGAGACCAAAUGUCAAAAUAAAGUCGAGUUUUUCUAAUCAAACGAUUAUUAUGUGAGAGAAAAACAAAUGCAAAACAAAACAAUCGGUUAAUACAUGUGUAGAAAAGCGAUGCGAUUAUUAUUAUAGCGUUUAUUAACACAUUUUGCGAACCAAUUGUUGUGUUUAUCACUGAUUGUAAUCAGUGUUUGAUUGUGUGGUUGUAUUGUCUGUCUGUUUGGCAUCGAUGGCCACAUCCAAGCAUCGGAUCAAACUGUCAUCGGAUGGCGAUGUCAUCACUGAAUCCAAUAUGAAACACCGAUUACACCAUCUGUUCGGCCAAAUCGAGAAGGAGUUCGACGGACUUAUCACCGAAAACGUGGCCCUCAAAGAACGGGUGGAGACUCUCGAAGAGUUAAUACUGUCUUCAGGCGCGGCCCCAACCGAUGCCUCCAAUAAAGUUCUUCAGCAAAAAUUGUCCGUCAAUUCAAUGAAAAGAGAUUCAAUGGUUGCCGCGAGUCAAUUGUCCGCUAAAAUCAAGUCCACGUAUAAACUGAAGGCUUCGGGACGUAAUAUAUUCAAAGGUCAGAACAUUUCG